GCGGCUGCCAAGUGACAACGCGUUUUACUGUAUUAAAUGCUUUUCAAUUUUGUGUUUGUUACAUGAUUAUUUCUAGCAAAUAAUUCGCAAAGCAAGAUAAUUGUUUUAUUUUUUUUUCCGAAUAUUUCGUGAUAUUCCGUCUGACAUAGCAAUUCAAUCGUUUCUCGAAGAAAAUCAUCGCAUUGUAUUAAAAACAUUAAAAUUAGUUCAGUUGAACUAGUUUCUAUGUAUUAUAGUGGACGUUAAACACUUUAGGAAGUACAGAUUACGUAUAUCACUCCGGGCAUUUCAGUAAAUACAUUGCGAGAAGAAAUGCGGACAAUAUGUGGAUUUGGUGCAACAGGACCAACUCAGUUUACAAUGAAAUGGAUUGAUGAUGAAGGAGAUCCAUGCAGGAUUGCUACUCAGCAUGAACUAGAUGAAGCAUUGCGUCUGUAUAAGGUGGAGAAGGAUACUGAAAUAACUAUACAUGGUAAGUAUUUCUUUUAAUUGUAUGUUGGAAAAAAUAUAUGUGUGUGUGUAUAUAUAUAGUUAGUGUAUAAAUAGCACAAAAUAAUUGUUUAAUAUAACAACAUUUCUUUUUUACUGUGAAUUAAAAUAUAAUAUAAUCUUAUUAUUUUAAUAAAGUUAUAGAUUAUAUUAGAAAUUUACUUUUUAUGUUUGGACAAAAUAUAUUAUAUAUAUAUAUAUAGCACUUUUUCAAACAAGAGUAUAUAUUAAUUAUACAAAUAUUCAUGAUAGACAAUAUUUUUUGUUUCAAUAAAUUUUAAUUUUAUUACUUUUAUUGAAAAGAAUACUCAAAAAUACAUUAUCAAAUAUAUGAAAUUAAAAUUUUUAGAGUGCAAUAAAUAA
Heterotrigona itama is the source of this 852-nucleotide messenger RNA. NCBI's taxonomy places the organism in Eukaryota, Metazoa, Arthropoda, Insecta, Hymenoptera, Apidae. The record is from the annotation of a GenBank genome assembly.